AGCCAAUCAGCGCUGGAGUUUCCCUCCUCUGGCGGCACGGCAGCUCAUUAAGAUCCACUUAGUGGUGACGUCAUUAAGCAGCUUACGGCAGCAAGUGAAUGGAGGCUGACCACAGACGUUUACAUCGAUGUUAGACUAAAGUACAUCGCAGACAGCAUUAUGACAACUUGCUUUAGUAGAAAGAGAAAUAUAUACUGAUCUAACGGAUUAUCCAUCCGGAUACUUCUAAGCGUGGACUUUGAGUGAUCCAAGCAGCCGGCAUGGAGUGCAGCGGCCAGGUGACACCCCAGCUGAUGCUGGCUGUGGGCACAGCUGUGAUUGGCUCUCUGCAGUUUGGCUACAACACUGGUGUCAUCAACGCUCCUCAGAACAUCAUUGAGAGCUUCUACAAUGAGACGUGGAGCAGCAGGUUUGCCGAGCCCAUUUCUCAAGGAACACUUACGGGUCUGUGGUCGCUCUCUGUGGCCAUCUUCUCCGUGGGAGGAAUGUUCGGCUCCUCCUCCGUUGGCUUCUUCGUCAACCGCUUCGGCAGGAAGAACUCCAUGCUCAUGGCCAACGCGCUCGCCUUCGUUGCUGCUGCAUUUAUGGGCUUCUCCAAGCUGGCUGCUUCCUUUGAGAUGCUGAUCGUUGGUCGCUUCAUUGUGGGUCUCUACUCCGGCCUCAGCACCGGCUUUGUGCCCAUAUAUGUAGAGGAAAUCUCACCCACACCUCUCCGCGGAGCAUUAGGAACCCUGCAUCAGCUUGGGGUAGUGAUUGGCAUUCUCAUGGCGCAGAUCUUUGGGAUGGAAUCCAUCAUGGGCAACGCCUCCCUGUGGCCCCUCCUGCUGGCUUUCACUCUGCUGCCAGCGGUGCUGCAGUGUGUUGUGCUGCCCUUCUGCCCCGAGAGCCCCCGGUACCUGCUCAUCAACCGCAACGAGGAGAGCAAGGCCCGCAGCAUCCUGGUGAAGCUGCGUGGCACUGACAAUGUGGCCGAGGACAUGCAGGAGAUGAAGGAGGAGAGCCAGCAGAUGAUGAGGGAGAAGACGGUGACCAUCCCCGAGCUCUUCCGCUCCCCCGUGUACCGCCAGCCGAUCUUUGUGGCCAUCAUGAUGCAGCUCUCACAGCAGCUGUCUGGAAUCAACGCUGUGUUUUACUACUCGACAAGGAUCUUUGAGCGGGCAGGCGUGUCCCAGCCGGUCUACGCAACCAUUGGUGCAGGAGUGGUCAACACUGCGUUUACGGUGGUCUCUCUUUUUGUGGUGGAGCGUGUGGGCAGGAGACCCCUCCACCUCACCGGAUUGAUGGGAAUGGCUGUUUCAGCAGUUCUUCUAACCGUUGCCAUGGCGCUGUUGGACCAGCUCGGAUGGAUGUCCUAUAUCAGCAUUGUGGCCAUCUUCAGUUUUGUAGCCUUUUUUGAGAUUGGCCCCGGCCCCAUUCCCUGGUUCAUCGUGGCCGAGCUCUUCAGCCAGGGGCCCCGGCCCGCUGCCAUCGCCGUUGCUGGUUUCUCCAAUUGGUCGGCCAACUUUUUGGUGGGAAUGUUUUUCCCGUAUGUCGAGCAAGUCUGUGGCCCAUACGUCUUCAUCAUCUUCACCAUCCUGCUGAUCGGCUUCUUCACCUUCACCUACUUCAAGGUCCCAGAGACUAAGGGUCUCACCUUCGAUGAGAUUUCAGCGGGUUUCCGCCAGUCAGCCGGUCAGGGUGCCGACAAGUACUCGGCCCCUGAAGAGUUCAACACCCUCAGGGGGGACAACCCUGACCUUUGAGAGCUGCUGUACAUCCCAUCUGGCAUGCAGCAGAGUUACCUGUUACCUACGGACACUGCCGUUGUGCUUCAGACAUCCACACAACUAAUGGUAGGAUUGUUUCAUUCAAGCUUUAGUCUUCAUACUGACUGACGACUCCACUGGUUCCGUCACCCUUUAAAGGAAGGCACAGGUAAAGCUGCAGCAGUGGGGGUUGGACUCAGUCAUGCAUCACUGUGCACCCCUGUACCUUUGAACUCUCCAAACCCAUAACUGUAUUAUUUCAUGGACCAUGUCAAUUGUUUUAUCGUUAUUUUUGAUCGUCACAAUAGCUUAAUAUCGAGUGAGAAAGUCAGACUGUAAAGUGUAGCCUUUGUAUGUGUAACUAAUGAAGUCAGUAUCUAGCUUACUUUUACAUAAUAUAUUCAAAAUUACAUAUAAUUAUUGUAUUAACUACGUUCCGUACAUACCAAUGGACAUCCAAAGACAGGACUAUUUAAUACUAAAUUAAACUAUGUUCUUUUUUUUUGGAAACAGUUGAAAAAAAAAUUCCACUCAUUAACAAAUAGGAAUAUUUAUGAAUUCAUUUAGAUGGAUUACAAAGUUUCUAGAUUCACAUAGAACACGUUUUUAUUACAGAAUAAAUGGAGUGUGCUGUGAUUUGUGAUGAAAGGCUUGUUUUAAACUGAACGGCAUUUUAGAAAAAAAGGAUACAGAAAGAUUUGAUGAAAACAAUCAUGUCUUAUAACUGAGAACACUUUGGAUGCAGGUUUAAACUGUAGUUUAAUGACUAAAGCAGAUGUGAACACAAUUUUGUUUUGUAAGGAUUUAUGAAAUGUCACAUUGUAAAAGGAAAAUACUUAGUGGCAAUAUUUUCAUAAUGUCCAUGUGGAAAUACAGUGUCAUUUGAGGGAAGCAUAUUAAAUGAAUAAAUUUAAUAUCAGUUUGAUGUGGAAAAACUUGUGAGUUAAUUGAUUUGUUUUCUGCAACUUUAAUUGGACACAGGGUUUAAUGUGGGGAAUAAUAAUGUAACUAAAACCACCCCAUGUUGCGUGUGGUAAUGCAGUGACUUCCAUGGACAUCAAAUGAUCGUCUUACUUCACUUUCAAAAACGACUUGUCUACAUCAGUGGGAAUUGGGCCUUUAUAGGAGGACUUGUUACUGCAAGGCAACAUGUUUUAGAAGUGCAGAUGUGGCUCAGUAACAAACUCACCAA
Molecule: messenger RNA, 2937 nt
Organism: Pungitius pungitius (ninespine stickleback)
Lineage: Eukaryota; Metazoa; Chordata; Actinopteri; Perciformes; Gasterosteidae
Product: solute carrier family 2, facilitated glucose transporter member 1-like
Exons: 10
Coding region: 261-1742 (493 amino acids)
Biological process (GO): dehydroascorbic acid transport; response to insulin
Cellular component (GO): apical plasma membrane; plasma membrane; basolateral plasma membrane
Molecular function (GO): D-glucose transmembrane transporter activity
Source: RefSeq, a predicted model, not a curated record